CCCGUUCCUGGCUCGGCAGCGCCGCCUCCUUUUCUCCCGGACAACCAAUGAAGGCGGCUUAGGGCGGCGGCAGGAACGGGAGGGGGGAUCCGUCUUCCUCGCCCUCCCUCCUUCUUCCCAGGAGCUGGCUCUCUUGCUUCGCUGCUGCUGCUCGCGCUCCGUCUCUGCUUAGCCGUCGGCCCGGCUGCGGGAGCGGGAAGGAGACGCCGCCAGUGCCGCAGCCAGCCAGCCGGUGGGAUCAUGCGUUAAGGCGCACGACCAGGGGGCACUGCGGCCGCGCCGGGAAGAUGAACUACCUGAACGUGCUGGCCAAGGCGCUCUACGACAAUGUGGCCGAGUCCCCGGACGAGCUUUCCUUCCGUAAGGGCGACAUCAUGACGGUGCUGGAGCGCAACACGCAAGGGCUGGAUGGCUGGUGGCUCUGCUCCUUGCACGGGCGGCAGGGCAUCGUCCCCGGCAACCGCCUCAAGAUCCUGGUGGGCAUGUACGACAAGAAGCAGCUGCCACAGCAGCAACAGCACACACCACAGCAGACGCCGCAACCGACGGGGCAGACCCCCCUGGCCUACACUCACCAAGGGGGCUACACCACAUCCCCCGCCUCCCAGUACACCUCUAUGCACCCCUCCUUCCUGCCCCAAGAGGACAAUGUCUACCUGGUGCCAGCGCCAAACAAGGCCCCGGGGGCACCCCUCCACCAGGGUACAGUGACCGCGGGCCAGUUUCAGUCACCCGCGGGCAAGCAACCCCCCGCCUACCCAAAGCAGAGCCCCUCUCAAUGCCAGGAGGUCUACCAAGUACCAGCUGGACCAACCAGCCCGCCUCAGGACAUUUACCAGGUCCCUCCGGCUCCCGCGGGGCUGGGGCAGGACAUCUACCAGGUGCCUCCGUCGCUGGAUGGACGGGGAUGGGAAGCCCCAAAGACCCAAGGAAAGGUUGUCGUCCCCACGCGUGUGGGUCAGGUCUACGUCUAUGACUCCCCCAAAGGAGAGCAGGAUGAGUACGACUUUCCCCGCCACCUCCAGGAGAUCUACGACGUGCCCCCGACUCGGGGUCUACUGGGGAACCAAGGCAGCCAGGAGGUAUAUGACACCCCCACCUUGGCAGUCAAGGGCCCCAACAGCAGGGAUCUGGCUCACGCCCAGGAUAUUUAUGAUGUGCCCCCCAGUGUGGAAAAAGGCCUGCAGGGGGUGUACGACAUCCCCCCAUCGGUCAGCAAAGACGUCCCCGAUGGCCCCUCGCGGGAGGAGACCUACGACGUGCCCCCCGUCUUCUGCAAGGCCAAGCCGUUCGAUCCCUUACGGCACCCGCUCAUCCUUGCCCAGCCCUCCACGCCGGCUGCAGAGCCUUACCUGCCCGAGGAUGUUUACGAUGUACCUCCAGCCACCAGCAAAGGGGUUCCCGAGGCCCAGGAGAUCUACGACGUGCCGCCUGGCCUGAGGAAGCUGGCGAGCCAGGAGGUCUACGAUGUGCCGCGGGAGCUGCCGGCGGGCAGCAAAGACGGGGAGGGUGACUACAUCUAUGACGUGCCGCCCCAGGUGGACCGGGAGGGCAAGGCGGGCGACGGCAAGCGCCUCUCGGCCUCCAGCACGGGCAGCACCCGCAGCAACCACUCCAGCUCCUCCCUGGACAUGGUGCCUGUCAAGGAGGCCCCUGACAGGGACUUGCACCUCGACCAGGACGUUGCCAUGGAGACGCUGGCCCGGCUCCAGGGCAACGUGGGCACCGCCGUCUCCUACCUCAUGUCCUUCAUCAGCGGCAGCUGGCGCAGCCCCGAGCAGAUGGAGGUGCAAGCCUCCCUCAUCCAGGGGGCGUCCGAGAGCGUCCGGGGGGCGCUGCGGGAACUGCUGGAGUUUGCCCGCGCGGCCGUGAGCAGCGCCUCGCAGGCCUCGGACCGCUCCCUCUACGCCAAGCUGAGCAAGCAGGUGCAGAAGAUGGAGGACGUGUACCAGGCUUUGCUGCGGCACAGCCAGGCUCUGGAUGGCUGCGGCUGGGCCCCCGGCGCCCUGGUGGCUGGCAAGCCGGGGUCCCCGCCGGACGACCUGGAGCACCUGGUCAUGUACUCGCGGGGGGUGCCGGACGACACCAAGCAGUUGGCCUCCUUCCUUCACGGGAACGCCUCCUUGCUCUUCCGGAGGACCAAGGUGCCCCCCACCUCCCUGGGAGGGGAUGGCAGCCUCGCCCACGGCACCCCAGCUGACAAGGCAAGCAGCAUCCAGUCCCGGCCCUUGCCCUCUCCGCCCAAGUUCCUGACCCAGGACUCGCCCGAGGGGCAGUAUGAGAACAGCGAGGGCGGCUGGAUGGAAGACUAUGACUACGUCCACCUGCAGGGAAAGGAAGAGUUUGAGAAAACCCAGAAGGAGCUGCUUGAGAGGGGCAACAUUAUCCGGCAAGGGAAGGGGCACCUGGAGCAGCAACAGCUGAAGCAGUUUGAGCGCCUGGAGCAGGAGGUCACACGGCCCAUCGACAACGACCUGUCCAACUGGACGCCCCCGCAGCACUACGCCCAUGUGCGGGCCGGGGACAGCGCCUCCCUCUGCCCCUCCGACCGGCAGCUGCUCCUCUUCUACCUGGAGCAGUGCGAGGCCAACCUCACCACCCUGACCAAUGCCGUGGACGCCUUCUUCACAGCCGUCAGCACCAACCAGCCCCCCAAGAUCUUCGUGGCGCACAGCAAGUUCGUCAUCCUGAGCGCCCACAAGCUGGUCUUCAUCGGGGACACUCUCUCGCGCCAGGCCAAGGCCCAGGACGUGCGCCACAAGGUCACCCACUACAGCAACCUGCUUUGCGACAUGCUCAAGGAGAUCGUGGCCACCACCAAGGUGGCUGCGCUACAGUACCCCUCCCCCGCCGCCGCCCAGGACAUGGUGGCACGGGUCCACGAGCUCGCCAACAGCACGCAGCAGUUCCGGAUGGUGCUGGGGCAGCUUGCAGCCAUGUGAAGCCCGCCCUUGGCUUCGUAGGGGCGGGGGGAGGCCUGCCGACGAGCCACACCCACCCACUCAAAACACUGCAAAUGGGCUGUAAAUACUUCUCCAGACUCUCCUGGGUUGGUGGGCUGGCUGCUCCCUCCCCUCCCUCUAUGCUCCAUAGACAAUGGACCUUCCUGCCAGUGGUUCCCAUGUGCCUGAUGUGGUUCACAAGGGAGGAUCUUGACGGCCCUGAUGGCAACCGGGAGAAGGUGGUGGAAGGCAAAUAGUUAUCCUUCCCCCUCCCCCACACCCUGUUUGAUUCUGAAAUGGUUUGGCUAAUGAGCACUAUUUAAAUCAAAUAAAGAGACAUAGAAUCCAAGCAAUUAGGGGGUACGGGAGAAA
Messenger RNA from Zootoca vivipara (common lizard), 3314 nucleotides. RefSeq names its product BCAR1 scaffold protein, Cas family member (gene BCAR1). Gene Ontology annotation, molecular function: protein binding. Gene Ontology annotation, biological process: cell surface receptor protein tyrosine kinase signaling pathway; cell migration. The record is from RefSeq and is a predicted model, not a curated record. Gene Ontology annotation, cellular component: plasma membrane; cytoplasm; focal adhesion. Lineage: Eukaryota; Metazoa; Chordata; Lepidosauria; Squamata; Lacertidae.